UUCAUUUCUUUCUGAGCUUCAAAAAUUCAAGAAAAUGACCUUCGAGAAACCACAAGAACUCACCGGCGAGAACAACUCCGACGGGUUUCUAAAGAACAAAGACGGUCACCACCGAACAAAGCAUCCGUCGAUAGACACAAACGAUACUUCUUCGAGCUACUCCGUCGAUUCUCAUCAGAAACCGAGGCUCAGGCCACCGUCUGGGACUUACGUCAUCGAAAUCCGUAAAGAUGAGAUUUACCGCGUUCCUCCGCCGGAAAAUGCUCACCGUUACGAGUACCUCUCUCGUCAGAAACCAAACCAUUCUCCUUGCCGGCGGUGUUUCUGUUAUUCCCUCGCCGCUUUGCUCAUCCUCCUCCUCCUCGCAGCGAUCGCCGGCGGAGUCCUCUACCUCGUUUACCGUCCGCAAAAGCCGCAAUACUCCGUGAGUGGAGUCUCCGUCACCGGACUCAAUCUGACGACAUCGUCUCCUAUCUCUCCGGUGAUCGGAGUUAAGCUGCGAGCUCAUAACGAAAACGGCAAACUCGGUUUAAUCUACGUUUUAGGGAACGAAGCUAAGGUUUUUUACGACGGGAUGGAACUUGGUAACGGCAAGUUCACGGCGUUUAAGCAGCCGGCGGAUAAUGUAACGGUGAUUACGACUGUGUUAAAGGGUUUGAGUCUCCAGUUAACGAAGGCGUCGCGUAAAGGGUUGACGGAAUCGCAGAAGAAAGGUCAAGUGCCGUUUGGGGUUAAAAUCAAAGCGCCCGUUAAGUUUAAGGUUGGCGCCGUUACGACGUGGACGAUGACCGUGACGGUGGAUUGCAAAGUAAUAGUGGAUAAAUUAACGGCAUCAGCAACUGUGAUAACGGAAAAUUGCGAUACAGUUGUGAAUUAUAUGAUGAGCUAAGUUUUAUUUUAUGCCUUAAUGAUGUGAUAUGUUUAUGAGCAUUUCAGAUUUUU
Molecule: messenger RNA, 942 nt
Organism: Camelina sativa (false flax)
Lineage: Eukaryota; Viridiplantae; Streptophyta; Magnoliopsida; Brassicales; Brassicaceae
Source: RefSeq, a predicted model, not a curated record